Aspergillus homomorphus CBS 101889 is the source of this 1825-nucleotide messenger RNA. Its product is annotated as putative MFS monocarboxylate transporter. Lineage: Eukaryota; Fungi; Ascomycota; Eurotiomycetes; Eurotiales; Aspergillaceae. Gene Ontology annotation, biological process: transmembrane transport. Gene Ontology annotation, cellular component: fungal-type vacuole membrane. Gene Ontology annotation, molecular function: transmembrane transporter activity. The record is from RefSeq and is a predicted model, not a curated record. Bases 278 to 1747 code for a protein of 489 amino acids. The transcript has a single exon.
GAGUGUUUUCUCCACAGUCUGGGGGAGUUCGGCCUAUACUCCGCACUGAACUGUUUCCCCCACCUCCAACAACUGUGCUCUGUUUUUUCUUCCCCUUUCCUUCUUCUGUCUGUUUUCUCCCUGGCAUCAUUCUCACUUUAUCUACCUUUAUGGAUUCUAACUUGUGCUCUCUCCGUUAGCGUCUCGAUCAUGGUCAGCAUCCCUUCCAUUCAAUUCUGAUGCACCACUCGUAGCUGUCCGAGACUGAAACAGGUUAUUCCAGUGGCACAGGACAGCUAUGAAAACAAUUUCACCACUAUCUUGCAACGCUGAGUCAAGUUGUCUAGCGCACACAAACAGCGAGAAGGGUUCCCCGGAGGAAGCCCCAGAUUGUCAAUACCCGAAUUCAUCUGCUCUCCAGAGAGGUCAGCUCGAAAACGACGAGGAGGCCAUUGACGAUGAACGACCCACGGGGCUGUUCAGAGCUCCAACAAAUGUUAGCUAUGUCGGUGCCUUGGCUACUAGAAGUUUGAACCCUGUUCGGACGAGAGAAUCAGGUAGGGACUUGGGUCCUCCUCCGGACGGUGGCUUCAAGGCAUGGUCCCAAGUGGCCCUAGCCCAUUUUGUUAUCUUUAACACCUGGGGCUAUAUCAACAGUUUCGGCGUUUUUCAAGACUACUAUACCCAGAGCUUGGGGCGGCCGCCCUCGGAUAUUUCUUGGGUUGGCAGCAUUCAGAUCUUUCUCCUGUUCUUCAUUGGAACCUUUUCUGGACGUGCCACCGACGCCGGGUAUUUCAAGACCAUCCUGGCAAUCGGGGCGGUACUCGAGCUGUUCUGCAUCUUCAUGACUUCCCUGUGCACCCAGUAUUGGCAGCUGUUCCUUGCCCAGGGCAUUGGUCAGGGAAUUGGCUGCGGGCUCAUGUUUUGCCCCACUAUUGCUCUAAUUCCAACGUACUUCACCAAGAAUCGAGCCAUCGCAAUCGGUAUCACAGCCUCUGGAUCGGCCACAGGAGGGCUGGUCUUCCCCGCAGUGGUCAUGCGGCUUUUGCCUCAGAUCGGAUACGGAUGGACGAUGCGAACGCUAGGCUUCAUCUCGCUAGCCACUUUGAUACCCUGCUUGAUUUUCCUCCAGCAGAGGCUGCCGCCUCGCCACAGUGGACCACUGAUCGAAUGGGCCGCUUUUCGGGAGACUUCAUAUGCCCUCUUUGCUCUGGGAAUGUUUCUGAAUUUCUGGGGCCUCUAUGUGGGAUUCUUCUAUAUUAGCAGCUUUGCGCGAGAUAUCAUCGGCGUUUCCGAGUCCACAUCGAUCGAUGUACUUUUGGUCAUGAACGGGGUAGGCUUAACGGGUCGCCUGAUCCCCAAUCUGCUGGCGGACCAGUAUACAGGUCCGCUGAACAUGUUGAUUCCUUUCAGUCUGGUAACCGGGGUGGUGGCGUACUGCUGGACGGCCGUAAGGAGUUACGAUGGCCUGUACGUCUUCAGCGCAUUCUAUGGACUUGCAGCGGCCGGCAUUCAAUCCCUGUUUCCCGCCACUCUGAGUACGUUGACCACCGACUUGAAGAAAACAGGAGUGCGAAUGGGGAUGGUGCUGAGUGUGGUGGCAGUUGCCGCCCUCAUUGGCACCCCCAUCGCGGGAGCACUGGUGGACCGAGAUGGCGGGCAGUAUCUGUCUGCGCAGAUGUUCAUGGGCAGUGCCAUUCUGGCGGGCACGCUGACUUUAGUUGCAGCGCGCACAAGUAAACUAGGUCUGUCCUGGCAACGUGCGUGAGACUGGAAUUGGUUGAUAGCAGGAGAAAAAAUCAUUUAUCAAUUGGUUGAAUAGUUGACUAAUCAUUGAAUUAGACAG